Messenger RNA from Carassius auratus (goldfish), 1712 nucleotides. It is a transcript of the gene fam47e, whose product is annotated as family with sequence similarity 47 member E. Gene Ontology annotation, biological process: transcription initiation-coupled chromatin remodeling. The record is from RefSeq and is a predicted model, not a curated record. The transcript is spliced from 10 exons. Gene Ontology annotation, cellular component: chromatin. Bases 475 to 1527 code for a protein of 350 amino acids. Lineage: Eukaryota; Metazoa; Chordata; Actinopteri; Cypriniformes; Cyprinidae.
CAGAACCAACGCACCUCACCUCACUAGCGUCCAGAUUUAAAAGCGAUGUGUUGAGAAGCACAGAGAAAACGAGUCGUUUUAAAUAUAACACGGAAGCAUUAUACGAGCGAAAUGUCUCUCAAAAAUGGACCGGUGGAAAACAUUAAGUUCCCCUGUACAAGAUACUCAGGCCUCUAAGAGUUACAUCACUUGCUCCAAAACGGAUCCUCUGCAGUGAAUGGGUGCCAUCAGAAUGAGAGGCUGAUAAAAACAUAAUCCACAACAACCAUUCACUCCAGAGGAUCCAUUAGUGAGCAAUUGAUGUAAUGCUAUUUUCCAAAUACAAAUCAAAUUUAUCCAAAACAGAAUGUUCAGCCAGUUUUCUUUUCUGGGUUUAAGGAACGGCUAAAAACAAAAUAUCUCAGGGAUUUAAGGCAAAAGCAACAGCUAUCUGGGUCAUUAGAUAGUCACAAAUGGCGCUUUUUGUCCCCGGGUAUGGAUGAUUUUAGAGAUGGUUACCCAACAGUCCAUAAAGAGCUCUUCACUCAGUGUAAGAGUGGACCCUCCCCUGCAGUCUUUGGGAUGCCAAAUCACACUCGUUCAGUGAAGUUCCCACAGAAGAGACUGAGUAAAAAUCAAGUGUGUUACUCAAAGCAGAAUCCCCAGAGUCAAGCUCAGCGUGAGUUCAUUGACGCUGUUGAGUACAAACUCAAACAACACCCCCUGGCCCUCUAUCCUCAUCUGGAGAGCGGUAUGACACCAGAGCUAUUUGACCAGGUGUUGUCAGUCCUGGAUCCUGAUAUGUGCAUGAAGGCAGAAUUGUCCAUAACCUCUCCAAUGAAGCAUCUAGAAGAAAGCAGUGCACCGUGUGAAAUCUCAACUCUGGAGACUAUAAAACCGUCCAUCACCAUCAAACCACAAAAGGAGAAAUGUAAAGAGGCCAGACCAAGAAAUCCUUAUAGAUGGCAGAAACUCAAAGAAACGUUGGGUGUUGAAGAUCAGACGGCGAGUGUUAAACACCUGCACUCCGUGUCGCAAGAAGAUGACAAGCAGAUGAUUACCAAACUCUUCUGUGAAUGGAUUACCUCACUGGGUGGAGAGACCAGUGAUCUGACAGAGUCAACCAUCUUGGAUUUGUUUAAGAGUGACUAUGAAAAGAAACCCUCCUGGACCUUACCUAUUAACAAGACUCAUCUUAAUCAAACUCCAGCAAAACCCUCCAGCUCUGUAGAGGGACAUCUUAAAGAUGCUAAAGAGUUGAAUCAGGUCAAUAAACCCAACAGACCUCAGGCUGCCAAUGAUCCUUUAAGAGCCCCAGCAGAUAUCACAGGAAGCCUGGACUUUGAAGAACAGCUGAGUGAGAAGGAUGAAGAGCUGAAGCAGAUUCACGGCAUUCAGGCUUUCAGAGAGUUCAUUAUCAACAAGGGAGUGAGAAUGCCAAGGUUUCUCAGCACUAUCUUCUCUGAGGAUGAACAGAAGAACAGGAUCAGAGGCUCAAACACCGCAGGCUCCGCCUCAUCAUUGUCUAAAGGGAGAGCUGUCCAUUAAACUCUUUAAAUAAUAUUCCCUUAUGUUGUUUUAUUGAACAUCACUUCACACAUUCAUGGAUCAGCUGCUGAGUGCAGUUCCCCAGACUACAGUUUUUUUGGAUUAAAGUAACAUUUUACCCCCAAGCUAGAUUUUUGUAUUAUGUUAUUUUACGAUCAAAAAAAAUAAAACCAGGGCGUAUUUGG